Paramecium pentaurelia is the source of this 1232-nucleotide messenger RNA. Lineage: Eukaryota; Ciliophora; Oligohymenophorea; Peniculida; Parameciidae. The record is from the annotation of a GenBank genome assembly.
AUGGACAGUCAAACUAAUUUAAAGACAAAAAUAUGUAAACAAAUACAAAACGACUUUAAGAAAUAGUUUUAUUCAGAUGAUGAUGCUGAAGUAACACCUAAAAGACCUUUUAUAGCAAAACCUUCUAAAUUUUCAAAAGGAGAAGGAUAACCAUUUUAAACUGACGACUCUGAUAAUACACCUCUUAAGUUAUUUUCCUCUAAUUCACCUAAAGGAUAAAAUAAAUUAUCAAAAUUUAAGUAAAAGGAGAGUCAUAUAGAAAAAGAUUCUGAUAUAUAAUUUGACUCUAACGAAGAUGAAAAAAAAGAAUAACCUGAAAUAAUUUAAAAUAAUCAAAAAACUGAUCCAGAAUGUGCUAUUUAGUAGAUGUCAAGAUAAAUGGAAUUAAAAUAUCAAAAUCCUAAACCAGCCUUUCAACAUUUACCGAUCUAAAAGUCAAAUUCAUCUAAGUAAGUUGUUACAAAGCAUCUCAAUAUUAAAGAGCAUCAAUUUAGACAUUUAGUUUAUGGCAAAAACAUUAAUUAAAAUGACUUUUUAAGAUUUUUAUAAAUAGUAUAGAGUGGAUUGCUAUAUGCACGCAAUUCUUUAAAAGGUCCAUCUGAAAAAUUUUUAAGAAGCAGAUUUAUUAGACUUAGAGAAUCAAAUCAAAAAAAGUCAAAAUUAUUAAUUCUAGAUUUGGAUGAAACUUUAAUUCAUAGUUGUACUUCUAGAGACUCUCCUUAAGUUACAAUCACUCUUUAAGAAGAUGAAGAUAAAUUUGAUGUAAUAUUAUAAAUAUUACAUUCUAGUUAUGUUUCAAUGUUAGGCCGUUUUGCAAAGAAUUUUUAAAGGAAAUGUCUAACUAUUACAAUAUUUAUUUAUUUACAGCUUCAUCAGAACUAUAUGCUAAUGCAAUUGUUAAUCAUUUAGAUCCUAAAAGAUAGUAUAUAAAUGAUAUUUUGUGCAGAAACAAUUGUUUUGAAACCAAAAAUGGUUUUUUUAUAAAGGAUUUAAGAAUUAUAACAAAUAGACCUCUUAAAGAUAUAGUAAUUGUUGAUAAUUUACCUCAUUCAUUUGGAUUAUAAUUAGAAAAUGGUAUUCCUAUUUUAGAAUAUUUAUAUGAUUCAAAAGAUGAAGAAUUGAAAUAUUUAUAAAAUUAUCUAAUUCAAUUAAGUAAAGAAGAGGAUGUAAGACCUUUUAAUAAAGAAAACCUAAAAUUAUUUGAUUUAGUUGAUUAUAAACUAAAUAUCUGA